This is a messenger RNA of Camellia sinensis, 918 nucleotides long. The record is from RefSeq and is a predicted model, not a curated record. NCBI's taxonomy places the organism in Eukaryota, Viridiplantae, Streptophyta, Magnoliopsida, Ericales, Theaceae.
AUGAUGAGUAGUAGCAUCAAUAGAGGAGAAGAUGAAGAUGAAGAUCCAGUCUCGAAAAUUCCAUUGAUGAAAUUAGUGGAUAAGCGAUUUUACCAGAAUUGUGGAGAUAGAUACCUUUAUGAUGUUGAGACCACGGCCAAUUGGUUGUGGUUCUUGCACGAACUUGGGAAGGUUGUUGAUAGUAAGCGUCAGAUUACUUUUAUUUCUGACCGUUAUCUUGGUCUGUUAGAAGCAAUGCCGAAGGAGUUCCCAUCAGCUCACCACGGUUAUUGCUUACAACACUUGCAGAACAAUUUAAGAGACCGGAUGAAGGAGAUUGAUAAUGGAUUUAGGGACCACCUAGUUAGUAGUUUAGGUGACUGUGCUUACGAGCUAACUGUGGUGAUGUUCCAUAAAAAGCUUGAGAUAUUAAAAGAGGAUGCUUGUAGGAAUUUCAGUCAUGUUUUGUGGCGAUGUGAAAUUUCAUAUUCAGUUUCAAAGAAAUUAACUUCGGUGUUGUACAAUGUUGUGAUAUUGUACAGGGGCAUGCGUUGCAGGGAGAUGACAUCCAAUGCGGCGGAGUCAUUUAAAAAUUGGAUUAAAGAAGCACAUAAUCUUCCUAGCACUCAAUUGGUGGACACAAUUCAUACUCAGUUGAUGCGACAACUGUCGACGCGACGUGACCAAGCAAACAAGUGGAAGGAAACAAUCUGUCCUACAUUCGAAACCAUGCUUCUUAAUUCGUUCAAUGACAGUAAGUCUUGGCAAGUUAGCAAAGCCAAUGAAGAUGUAUUUGAGGUUCAUUCAAUACCAUCUGUUACAGUUGAUAUUGCAAGGCGUACGUGUUCUUGUUUCCAAUGGCAGAUCAAUGGAUUCCCAUGUGACCAUGCUGUUAUUGCUAUUCAGAAAAGCCGGUAUAAUCUCAUUACUUUCAUGUAG